Molecule: messenger RNA, 4736 nt
Organism: Salvelinus namaycush (lake trout)
Lineage: Eukaryota; Metazoa; Chordata; Actinopteri; Salmoniformes; Salmonidae
Product: sushi domain-containing protein 6-like
Exons: 7
Coding region: 221-1342 (373 amino acids)
Source: RefSeq, a predicted model, not a curated record
AGAACGAAACCGGUUAGCUUUUGGGACGAAGCGAAGGAAAGGACAAUACCAUACGAAAUAAGCCAUUUCGCGCUUAACUUAACAAUUGGAGGAUAGUCUGUCUAUUUUAAUUAUUUGAGUCCAUGUCCCGACAGUGAGAACGAAGAGGAGGGCUUGAAGGUAUUUAGGCUUUUCGUUGGUUGAACCUCAGCGGACUGUAGAGCUGGUAUCCAGGGGAACGAUGAGCGAUGGAAUGGUAUUGUGUGAGACGAGAGCCCUGGCUUCCUCUCCAGUCCACAGGCUGGCUACGUCUGUACUCCUCUUCCUCGCCCUGCUCCCCCACGGACACGCAUCAGGAUGUCCGCGGCCCGUGGCUGUGGAGCAUGGGGAGCUAGUGAACCAGACUGAGGCCAACCGAGGCUCCUCCCCCCCUGGUACCCUGCUGUCCUAUAGCUGUGAGCCGGGCUACGCCCCCGAUGGACCCACCACCAUCACCUGUACCACCGCUGGAACAUGGUCCCACCUGCCUCCACGCUGCAUAAGCACUAAUGUGUGCCCCCCUCCCACGGAGCCAGAGAAUGGAGGGUACAGGUGCCACCCGUCCCCCUGCCACCGCCUCACCCAGAAGACCGUGAUAGAGUACUUCUGUGACGAGGGCUACGCUCUGAAGGGGGACUACAAGUUCCUCACCUGUCAGAAUGGGGAGUGGGACGUACCCAUGCAGAUCACCUGCCGCCUCAGCCCAGAUAAGGAGCCGCGGUCUCCGUUGGCGAUGCCAGCGCUGUCCAUCGUAGCGUCCACAGCCUCCUCUGUGGCCCUCCUGCUGCUGGUGGUGGUGCUGUUUGUUCUGCUGCAGCCCAAACUCAAGUCCUUCCACCACAGCAGGCGUGAGCAGGGUGUCUCAGGCCAGCCAGCCUCUAUCGUGGUGGAAGGGGUCCAGGUGGCCCUCCCCUCCUAUGAGGAGGCCGUGUACGGCAGUGGCGGCGGCGCCUCUCUCCCCCCACCUCCAGAGUCCCGGGUUCAGAUCGUCCUGUCUGAGGGCCCCCGGGGGGCCGAGGGCGGAGCAGAGGGACUGAGUCCCAGCAGUAGGUCCCAGUCCCACCAUCACAGAGACAGAGAGAGAGAUACAGAGCUGUGCCUCCCCUCCUCCUCUUCCUCCUUCCCUUCAUCCUGCCGUCACGCAGAGACCGCACUAGUCCACCAGGCCCCCUCCGCCUCCUCUUCGUCAUCGUGGGUUACGGCACACGGAGGGGGUGCCCUUGCCAGACGUAGAGACUCAGAGAGCAGUGACCAGCACAGCCUGCUUUCUCUCACCUCCGUAGGCGACUUCUCUGAUGAUAUCCCCCUGUUAAAGGAAACCUGAAGCCCCUGCAGCAGCAUCACUCCGCCCCUACAGCUGAGCAGGAAACUAAGGCUUCUGCUGUGGCCUACUGGGGCUUUCUAGCUGAACGAUACCACCCUACCUUAUGUCUCUGAACCACAGAACUACAGAAUUACCCCUCGCAGCAAAGACAGGAAUCAUGUCAAAGAAACUCAACCUCCCUCCCCCUCUACAUCUGCAACUUCUCACACGGCGCAAAGACGAGCAGAGUCCACUUCACCCCCAAUUAUUACCACCCAUGCACAGAACUUAGACAAACCAUGUCCACCAACAGUAUCCUCUACCCAUGUCCUGGCUACCCCUUCUGCAAUGAUCUCGAAACUACCCGUGUGGAGAAAAGACAAGACUACCCUCUUUCUCUCUUACUGGGAACUGACGAGCCCUUAAUACCUCCUGUCCCCCUCAGUUUUAGAAUGGACAGACAGACAGACAGACAGACAGACAGACAGACAGACAGACAGACAGACAGACAGACAGACAGACAGACAGACAGACAGACAGACAGACAGACAGACAGACAGACAGACAGACAGACAGACAGACAGACAGACAGACAUCAAUCAAUCAAUCAAUCAAGUGGUUCCAGCUGUAGAUUGCAGGAAAUGACCCCGCUGUACUCAGCAGCACUACCUUGUUAAUAAAUUCUGAGGAGAACCCUGAUAUAGUUCUGGUACUCUUCCCUCUAGGCCUAACUUCCUGACCCCAAUCAUCCACACUUCCCUUUAGGCCUAACUUCCUGAACCCAAUCAUCCACACUUCCCUUUAGGCCUAACUUCCUGACCCCAAUCAUCCACACUUCCCUUUAGGCCUAACUUCCUGACCCCAAUCAUCCACACUUCCCUCUAGGCCUAACUUCCUGACCCCAAUCAUCCACACUUCCCUCUAGGCCUAACUUCCUGACCCCAAUCAUCCACACUUCCCUCUAGGCCUAACUUCCUGACCCCAAUCAUCCACACUUCCCUCUAGGCCUAACUUCCUGACCCCAAUCAUCCACACUUCCCUCUAGGCCUAACUUCCUGACCCCAAUCAUCCACACUUCCCUCUAGGCCUAACUUCCUGACCCCAAUCAUCCACACUUCCCUCUAGGCCUAACUUCCUGACCCCAAUCAUCCACACUUCCCUCUAGGCCUAGCUGCUUGACCCCAAUCAUCCACACUUCCCUCUAGGCCUAACUUCCUGACCCCAAUCAUCCACACUUCCCUCUAGGCCUAACUUCCUGACCCCAAUCAUCCACACUUCCCUCUAGGCCUAACUUCCUGACCCCAAUCAUCCACACUUCCCUUUAGGCCUAACUUCCUGACCCCAAUCAUCCACACUUCCCUCUAGGCCUAACUUCCUGACCCCAAUCAUCCACACUUCCAAACGCUUUAUCUCAAACCACAAGGCUAGUAGCUAACAUAAUAAUGCUUUUAUCGCUGCUGAUGAUGCUGAUGAUGAAGAUGACGGUGGAUACAAACUUGUGCAUCUCCCUACUCUAAUGGGGAUAAGGAGCAUCUCUCUUCAGUGAGGACUAUCUUGGUUUGGGCCUUGGCCUGGUCUGCUGGCGUAUGCUGCACGUUCUCUCUAGUGAUGGAUCGAUGACGGCCUGCAGGGGCCCACGCGGUAGCCCUGUCUGUCCGCUCUGUAUGAAGCCCCUCUUCCUUUCUCCGCUGCCACUCUCUGGCAUCUUCUUGGGUCAGUCAGCGCCACUUUCGUCUGAGGGGACUAGGAGUGACGCCACCUGUCAGAAGACGAUGCACGAUGGAUGGAUGGAGGGAGCACGUCACCAGACCAAGCACCUGCAGGGCUACACACAGACAGUAUCACUCUAUCAUGAUAAAAUACGAUUAAUGACACGCUUGCCUUUUCGUCACAACAACCGAUAUCUGUGUUGUGUUGAGCCCAUCUGCUCCCCUGUUGAUGUGGCUAUCAGCUGGGUUUUGUUUGGGAGGCAUCAGUAUAUUUUUGCAACCUGGCUGUGGAACUGAACAACACACCGACUGUUUCAUGAAUGAAGAGGGCUGCACUAUAUUGUUAAAUGAACUAAGGCCUUGUUGUUUUUUUACAUGAUGAAAACAUGUUUGUUUGGUGACUGGACAUUAGGUCACAUUUCUUUUUCCAAUCUAUUUAUAUUGUGUGGCUGUAAGGUUGGGUUCACUAGAGGUGUUUGUCACUUGGUCCGGAUGCGCUAAAUGUGCGUAUGCAUGUGUGAGAGUGUUGUGUUUGUGUGUGUCUAUCUUUGCCUCUGUGUACGUCAGUUAGGCGAGAGAGAAAGGACAUGUCCAUAGAAUGGGUACACCAGAAAUAUUACCCAGGAUUUCCUGCCCUUAGUAGAAAUGGCUUCACACAGCUACCCCAGUUCAAGAUGGCUUCCCUCUUUUCCUGCUUUUUACAACGGUCAGAAGAACAAACAGUCAUUACUGUAAGAAUACAGUACAUCAUGUAUAUUUAAAUGUUCAAGGACUAAAAUGUCCUCCAUUUUUCUGCAGAGUUGCUUCAGAAUAACCUUGUGGAUCUGCGACUUUUAAAAAGCUUAAACUGAAAAACCUUGCUCAAAACCGGAGCAUUGACACAACUGCAACUGGUUGCAGGAAACGACAGUUAUCUUUUGUUGUAAAUGUUCAGUUCAAAUUUAAGUGAGCAGUUUUAAUUUACCUUUGAUGAUAAAAACCACUCGUAUACGUUGAGUUGAGGUCAUCAUCCUAGCUCAUUAGGUUGAGGAGACACGGUCUGAGUCUAGUCUGGCUUUUUGAAGAAAAAAAAUGUCACUUAAAAAAAAAAAAUAUUGUUUAUUUGUCGGUCUUUCCACCUGUCAUUGGCUUCAUAAACGCAAACAGAGAACGUUGCCUUAGACCUGGUACAUUUUAUUACUUUGCUUUUGUUUCUACUUGUAUCGUAAGUUUCCAUCUUUACCUGCUAUGAUAUUGAAGCGUCUUCUGUGUUUCCCAAUGGCCUUACUUUUGUAUUUUCUAGUCAUACAACUGUCUUGUGUAUUUUUCAAUGUGUUUUAUUUUUGUUUUUGGACUUGACUAAAGAAAGCCCAUCCUCUUCUCUCUGUCCACCCCAAGGCGUCUUCAGCAACCGUGAUUUUUCAAAAGCCUAAGCACAUGAAACAAAUCGCCCUUCUUUCUUUCUUUUAAUGUCUAUCAUACAUUGUAAAUGUUGCGUGUUAAGGGACUAUUUCUUUGCGUCCAGACCACCGUUGUACAGUGGUGUUUCCUCCAUCUCUUGAUUCUGCAUUUCAAUGCUUUCAUGUUUUCUUUUUUUCCUCUGUACAUUGCAGUGGGUUGUGAAGAUCGUAUUUUAAUAUUUGUAUAAAGUUUAAUUUAAUUCUACGGUGUGUGUGUGUGUGUGUGUGUAUAUAACUAUUUCUAAUUAAAGCUUUUUUGAAAGCGUG